This is a messenger RNA of Manihot esculenta (cassava), 1707 nucleotides long. RefSeq names its product PP2A regulatory subunit TAP46. The transcript has 9 exons. Gene Ontology annotation, molecular function: protein phosphatase 2A binding. Gene Ontology annotation, biological process: regulation of signal transduction; regulation of dephosphorylation. Gene Ontology annotation, cellular component: cytosol. NCBI's taxonomy places the organism in Eukaryota, Viridiplantae, Streptophyta, Magnoliopsida, Malpighiales, Euphorbiaceae. The record is from RefSeq and is a predicted model, not a curated record. Bases 192 to 1406 code for a protein of 404 amino acids.
UGAUCCCAGUCUCCUACCAGACCACUCUAAAAUCUUCUUCUUUGUUCGAGAUUUUCGAUGGCCAAAUUCCAAUACUACCCUCACAGCUUCCAUUGAAAUUCAAAUUCCCUCAAACUUUACAUAAAUAAUCAUCCAAUUUCUCCCUGCAAUCCUUCAAUUUUGCGUUCUAUAGGAUUUUGAUAGGCUCGCCCAUGGGUGAAUGCAAAAUGGACGACAUGUCUCUCCCAUCUCUGUUCGAGGAAGCCCGGAAGAUCCAUUUAAUGGCGACGGAAUUCGCUGCUGAUCAGGAGAUGGUGAAAAAGGGAUGUAAGGCACUGGAGAGAUGUGAGGAAAUGAUCUGUAAACUUGGGUUGUUCUCAGCCAAUGAGACCAAGGAUGAUAUCAGCACUACUAAUCUUAAAUACAUUCUGGUUCCAUACUAUCUUGGUGAGCGGACUGAAAAAAUAGCACAGGAUGAUAGGAUGCAAAUUCUUAAGGCUUCCCAGGCAAAGUUAAAGGAAUUCCUUUCUUUUUGUGAGACAUUGGAACUUGUACCGGAGGAGGAAUUACAUACAUCUUCUCAAGGGGGUUCAAAUUCUUUUGCAGAAAGAAGAGCCCAAAAGAUUGCCCGAUUCAAUCGCCAAAAAGCUGCUCAAGCAAAGCUGCUGGAAAUAAAGGAGCGAAAAGAACGACGUGGCCGUUCAACUAGGGCAACUGCCUUAUCAACUCCAGUUGAGGCUGGAGAAGAAGAUGUAUUGGAUGAUGAUGGAGAAGAAGAGCGGGAGGCUUGGCUUGCUAUGAUCUCUUUGGCCAUAUGUAAGGCAAUCGAUCUGCUUGACAUGUUAAAGAAGGAGGAAGAAAUCCUUUCUGUUAUAAAGGAAAGACAACUCAAGGAAGGGGACAAGGAAUUUUCGCAAUCUAUUCUUGAUGAGCGAACAAAGAAAGCAGAAGCUUGGCACCGUGAAGCUGCUGCUCGAGCGCAAUACACCAAGCCAGCACCACCUAUCACCUGUGCUACUUUUGCUCAAGAUGUUCUAGAAGGGAGAGCAAACGUUUCGCAGGCACAUGAUCACAAGCACCAGCCAAUGAUAUUUGGACCGGCAAGUCUUGUAGGUGGAAGUCUAACAAGUGAAAGGGAAAGGAUGGCAGCACAAGUAUUCCAACCUAGCCACAGGUUGCCAACCAUGAGUAUAGAAGAAGCUGGGUUGAGGGAGAUGGAGAUCAUGAAUAAAUGGCAAGAGAGAAAUGCUAAACUCAUGGCAGAAGCCAACUCUGCAUGGUACAAGGACGGUCCAAAGGUAAAAUCUGGUGAAGAAGAAGAUGAUGAAGAUGAUGAUGCAGCUGUGCAGAAGGCAAGGGCAUGGGAUGACUGGAAAGAUGAUAAUCCUCGGGGUGCUGGUAAUAAGAAGCUCACCCCCUGCGGUUAAAGGUGGCGUCUUUGGGACAUCGUUAAAGAUUUUGCAGACAUUCAUUUAAAUCCUAGCUUCUGAUAUGUUUGUUCAACAAAAUUUUGGUUCAAUGUCUGUUUAUUCCAGUGUUGCCUUAAUCCUUGAAACAGUCAGGGCCCUGAUUCUGUGUGUACGUUCUGACUUGUGUGGGAAAUAUCAGCUGGCAGAUCAACAGAGUUAACUGGAUCUUAUGGGUAAUAUCCCGUGUGUAGUAUAAUGUGUGAGGACACAUUUCUGUAUAUUUUGUUUCUUUACUUCAAACAAAUUUGGUUGUUUUUUA